Molecule: messenger RNA, 1286 nt
Organism: Drosophila obscura
Lineage: Eukaryota; Metazoa; Arthropoda; Insecta; Diptera; Drosophilidae
Gene: Tm2
Product: tropomyosin-2
Exons: 4
Coding region: 166-1020 (284 amino acids)
Biological process (GO): muscle contraction; actin filament organization
Cellular component (GO): actin filament
Molecular function (GO): actin filament binding
Source: RefSeq, a predicted model, not a curated record
GCAUUGCCUUGCGUUGGUUCUUGGGGUCGCUUUCUGGGCUAAGCGACUCGGUCAGCAUCAGUGUUCUCGGGGUUUCGACAGCGUAUAGUGUGUUUGAAACGCUAAGUGCUUUUCUCCAGUUUUCUUCCCUUCUAAGCCAAUAACAAACAAAAAAACACAAACACCAUGGACGCCAUCAAGAAGAAGAUGCAAGCGAUGAAGCUUGAGAAGGAUAAUGCCAUUGACAAGGCAGAUACCUGCGAGAAUCAAGCGAAGGAUGCCAACUCCCGCGCCGACAAACUCAAUGAGGAAGUGCGCGAUCUGGAGAAGAAAUUCGUUCAGGUUGAGGUUGAUUUGGUCACCGCCAAGGAGCAGCUGGAGAAGGCCAACGCCGAGCUGGAGGAGAAGGAGAAACUGUUGACCGCCACCGAGUCUGAGGUUGCCACCCAGAACCGUAAGGUGCAACAGAUUGAGGAGGAUCUGGAAAAGUCUGAGGAACGCUCGACCACCGCUCAACAGAAGCUGCUGGAGGCCACACAGUCGGCCGAUGAGAACAACCGUAUGUGCAAGGUGUUGGAGAACCGCUCCCAGCAGGAUGAGGAGCGCAUGGACCAGCUGACCAACCAGCUGAAGGAGGCCCGCAUGCUCGCUGAGGAUGCCGACACCAAGUCCGAUGAGGUAUCCCGCAAGCUGGCCUUCGUUGAGGAUGAGCUUGAGGUUGCUGAGGAUCGUGUCCGUUCCGGCGAGGCCAAGAUCAUGGAGCUCGAGGAAGAGUUGAAGGUUGUCGGCAACUCUCUGAAAUCUCUGGAAGUGUCCGAGGAGAAGGCCAACCAGCGCGUGGAGGAAUUCAAGCGUGAGAUGAAGACCCUGGCCAUCAAGUUGAAGGAGGCCGAACAGCGCGCCGAGCACGCCGAGAAGCAAGUGAAGCGCCUGCAGAAGGAGGUGGACAGGCUAGAAGACGAGUUGGGCAUCAACAAGGACAGGUACAAGUCUCUGGCCGACGAGAUGGACUCCACAUUCGCCGAGUUGGCUGGAUACUAAGGGACAGGACCCACACCUGGACCCUAAAACCCACAACGAGGAGGAACAUCAACACCAACAACAACAACAACACCAACAACGGAGCAGGAACAAGAGAGGAAGGAACUCUACUAAAAUUAAACGAAUAUCUCAAAAUGAUUUUGAAAACAACAACAUCAACAAGAACAACAUCAAACCAGCAGGAUACCAAGAACAACAUCCAUUGUGUAUUAAAUUCUUUAUAUAAAUCUAUAUAUUUCUUAAUAAAUAAAUAACAACCACAACAA